CCACCACUCAAGCACUCGGGACAGGCUCUUAUCAUCUCGGGGACCAGCAUGGUAGGGUGGCGGUAGCAGCAGGGUUGGAAAACCAGAAGAGGAAGAACACGUCACGGAAAGCUUGAAGCGUGGGUCAGACGAGGAAUGGCGGGGUUGUUGUUGUGGAGCAGUAGGCCUGGGACCGGGACAGAUCGGGACGGGUUUAAAGUGAAUCUGUGCACCAUCGGUCGGUGUCAGUUGUUUGCGAGAGAUCGAACUAUAAACGCGCGCGCGUCCCGGUUACACCCUAAACACGUUGAACAGAAAUUCGGGCAGUCGGAAAUCAUUUGAGAACGAACCAGCCGAACGAGUUGUAUCGGAGAACAUUAUAUCAAGUUCAAGUGCAGUAGAAUCCGAGCGAUCGUGUUUCACCGAGUUGUACGAAAGUGUCCUAAACUAUCCACCCUACAAGGAAGUAGUGGCGCAACCUUCAGCAGCAAAAUGAAUCGUGCACUAUUCGGAAGCUUGGUAGCCAUCUCGGCCACGGACAGUAGCCGUGGUGUGAGCAGCCUUGCCGGAGCCGGAGAACCGCUCGAGCCGGUCGUCGUUGCCUCUAGGCGCAACAGUUUGCCACCGGCUCCCCCAAUCUUUAAGCCGAUCGUUCCAUCGAAGGUGAACGGUUUGGCAAGUAGGAACGGAGCACAGCAGCUUCAUCAACACACCCAGAACGGCAACGGCAUGACGAACGAUCGACCCACCGAGCUGUCGAAACGAACGACCGAAGCACGGGAAGCUCUUAAAAAGGCACAGAUCGUUUGUUUCGAUGUGGAUUCGACCAUCAUCACGGAGGAGGGAAUCGAUGAGUUGGCGCAGUUCUGCGGCAAGGGCAGUGAGGUGGCUGCACUCACGAAGGAAGCGAUGGGCGGUAGUAUGACGUUCCAGGAGGCGCUGAAACGUCGCCUAGACAUUAUCAAACCCUCGCAGCGACAGAUCCGCGAGUUUCUCAAGACGCACCCUUCGACCAUAUCGGCCGGUGUGAAGGAACUGAUCGAGCAGCUGCGCAAGAACAAUGCCGAGGUGUUCCUUAUCAGCGGUGGGUUCGACUGUUUGAUCGAACCCGUUGCUGAUGCGCUGGAGAUUCCACUUUGCAAUCUGUACGCGAACCGGUUGUUCUUCAACUACAAUGGAAGUUAUGCUGGAUUCGAUACGGCUCAGCCUACGUCGCGAUCUGGCGGCAAGGGUGAGGCCAUCAAGAUGAUUCGCAGCGUGAUGGCAGGAGGUGUUGGCUCGGGGUCGGACAGGGUGGUUGCAAUGAUUGGCGACGGCAUGACCGAUUUGGAGGCUUGUCCGCCAGCGAACAUGUUCAUUGGCUACGGUGGUAAUGCCGUUCGGGAAGAGGUACAGAAACGGGCCACGUACUACGUGACCAACUUUGCCGAUCUGCUUUGGUGAUCGAACCCUGCAAAUCUUCUACUUCCUCCUGGCGGAUUAAUUCCCAUCACGAUUCAUUCUUAUUUUUCACACUAGCUUUAAGUACAUGCUUUCCCGCUUUCUCUACUACACUUUUCGCUGUAAAUAGUUAAUGUUGCUAAUGUUAAGAAUUCUCUAUAAAUUAUAUGCACUAUUGUGCCGCUAAUACCGAGUAGCGCGUUUUAAAGUAGGUAGUAUUUGUUUGUUUGAUAUCAAGCACCAUAAUAAAUUUGUAUUAGGUAUUUUCAAUUAA
Anopheles stephensi (Asian malaria mosquito) is the source of this 1693-nucleotide messenger RNA. It is a transcript of the gene aay, whose product is annotated as phosphoserine phosphatase. Gene Ontology annotation, molecular function: magnesium ion binding; L-phosphoserine phosphatase activity. Gene Ontology annotation, cellular component: cytoplasm. The coding region runs from base 472 to 1422 and encodes 316 amino acids. The transcript is spliced from 4 exons. NCBI's taxonomy places the organism in Eukaryota, Metazoa, Arthropoda, Insecta, Diptera, Culicidae. The record is from RefSeq and is a predicted model, not a curated record. Gene Ontology annotation, biological process: L-serine biosynthetic process; dephosphorylation.